Messenger RNA from Phaedon cochleariae (mustard beetle), 1689 nucleotides. NCBI's taxonomy places the organism in Eukaryota, Metazoa, Arthropoda, Insecta, Coleoptera, Chrysomelidae. The record is from the annotation of a GenBank genome assembly.
AUGAUGGCAGCGAGCACGUGUAACGCUGUUGGAGAAAAUCCAAAAUGCAGGAAAUCGUUCUUUGUUGGUGUAGAUGUUGGUACCGGUAGUGCAAGGGCAGCUUUAGUAACCGAUUCAGGUGAAAUUGUGAAAACAUGUGUGCAAGAAACAAAAACUUGGAAUGAUCAGCCGGAUUUUUAUGAACAGAGCACCGAAGAUAUAUGGAAUGCUGUGGUUAAAUGUGUAAAGUCUGUGGUUGAAGAUGUGAGUCCUGAAAAAGUAAAAGGCAUUGGAUUUGAUGCUACUUGUUCCUUGGCUUGUUUUGAUAAAUCUAAUCAGCCCUUAACAAUCAGUCCUACAGGUAAUAAUGCUCAAAAUGUUAUACUUUGGCUUGAUCACAGAGCAGUCAAAGAAGCUGCUGAAAUCAAUACAUUGAACCACCAGGUAUUGCAAUAUGUGGGUGGCAAAAUAUCCCUGGAAAUGGAAACACCAAAACUAAUGUGGUUGAAAAAAAAUCUGAGGAAAGAAUGUUGGGAUAAAGCUGGAUACUUCUUUGAUUUGCCUGACUUUCUCACAUGGAGAGCUACAGACUAUGAUUCAAGAUCCUCCUGUUCUCUAGUCUGUAAAUGGACUUACGAAAUGUCAGUGGACGGCACUGAAAGUUGGAACAAGUCGUAUUUCGAACAGAUAGGCCUCUCGGAGCUGUCCGAUAACAACUGGAAGAUGAUAGGAUCAGUAGUACAAGCACCUGGAACCCCUGUAGGCGAUGGGUUAUCAGCACGGGCAGCAAAAGAGUUUGGGCUGUUGGUUGGUACCCCAGUCGGAACGUCCAUGAUAGAUGCACAUGCAGGAGGUUUGGGGGUGUUUGGCUGUAACGUCCCCGGGAUCGACUCAGACUUCAACACUCGAAUAGCAAUAAUUAGUGGAACUUCAACGUGCCACAUGGCUGUUUCCAGUAAUCCAAUAUUUACCCCUGGCGUUUGGGGACCCUACAAGAACGCCAUGAUUCCAAAUAUGUGGCUAAAUGAAGGAGGCCAGAGUGCUACGGGAAAACUAAUUGAUCAUGUCAUCAAUAAUCAUCCAGCUACUCCAAGAAUAUUUGAAAAAAUUGGAGAUAUGCACAUUCAGCAAUAUCUGAAUGAACUAUUAGCAGGUAUGUCUGAGAAACAGAAUUUGCCAUCAUUAUCCUUUCUUACGAAAGAUCUGCACAUUUGGCCUGACUUUCAUGGAAAUCGAUCUCCCAUUGCAGACCCUAUGAUGAAAGGAAUGGUUUGUGGCUUGACCCUUGCUUCAGAUGAGGAAAACUUGGCAUUACUUUAUUUGGCUACAGUACAGGCAUUAGCGUAUGGUACUCGUCACAUAUUGGAAAGCCUUUAUAAUACCGGCUAUGACAAGCUCAAAACCUUAAUAUUUGCUGGUGGUCUAACAAAGAACAUUGUUUUACUACAAACUCAUGCAGACGCCUGUGAAAAGCCAGCUAUUUUUUCUGAUGAAGCAGAAUCUGUCUUACUGGGUGCUGGUAUCCUGGGGGCUAGUGCUGCUCAAUAUUUUACAGACACAAAGACUGCCAUUCAACUAAUGGGGGGCAAGGGAAAAGCUAUUAUGCCCAAUGAGGUUGAUGUCAAAUAUCACAAAAGGAAGUACCAAGUGUUUUUGAAGAUGUGCCAGGAUCAGCUGGAAUAUAGGAAUAUGAUGCAAGACAUCCUGUAG